This is a messenger RNA of Lineus longissimus, 3968 nucleotides long. RefSeq lists its product as uncharacterized. The record is from RefSeq and is a predicted model, not a curated record. NCBI's taxonomy places the organism in Eukaryota, Metazoa, Nemertea, Pilidiophora, Heteronemertea, Lineidae. Gene Ontology annotation, molecular function: transmembrane transporter activity. Gene Ontology annotation, biological process: transmembrane transport. The transcript has 14 exons. The coding region runs from base 175 to 2376 and encodes 733 amino acids.
UUUUUUGUCAUAUUGUCAUGACAUUGCAUGAUUUCAACUGGUAAUAGAGUCAUUAUUGUGCGAAAUUCAAAUUAUAUGUGUGGCGAUUGAUAUGCCAAAGUUGACAUUCUUCAUUUGUGUCAGAUUCUCAAUGGAUUGUGACUUGAUUUAAUUGUUUAUCAAGAAAGAACCACGAUGGCUGACGUUAAGCCCAAGCGCUCACCCCUCCUGAGUCAAUUGCGACAGUUAUUGAGCUUAACAAAAAAGGGAGCUACACCAAUAAAAUGGCCAAUCGUCAUAUCUGUUACUCUUGCGUUGUUCGGCACUGCUCUUAUUCUGAUGUUCCCAUUUGCUUUUCUGCCUUUCAUGGUGCUGCAUUUUGGCUAUCUGGAAGAAGAUAAGGGCUACUAUGUUGGGAUCAUUGCGUCUAGUUAUUUCUUUGGUAGGAUCGUGGGAAGUUUCUUCUGGGGUUGGUUGUCCGAUAAGAAGGGGCGUCGUCCAGUGAUCUUGAUCAACAUAGCAUUGAACAUUGUUUUUUGUCCAGCUUUUGGUUUUAGUUCAACUCUUUGGUUGGCAUGUUUAUUUCGCUUCCUGAUUGGAACCAUGACAGGUGUUGUGACUUGCACCAAGACAGUUCUGUAUGAGAUCAGUGAUAAUACUAAUCAAGCCUUUUCCAUGUCCUGUAUUGGAGUCGCAUGGGGUAUGGGUAUCAUCCUUGGCCCUGCUCUUGGAGGUUUUCUCUCUUCUCCUGCCACUAAAUACCCCGCCAUCUUCCCCCCUGAAGGUUUCUUUGGCCAGUUCCCAUUCCUCCUGCCUUGUUUAGUUGUGAGCUUCUUGAAUAUAUUCUGCUUCAUCUUGGUCCUCAUCAGACUACCAGAAACCUUGCAUAAGAAAAAAGAUCUUUCAAAGACUGAAAAAAAGGACAUUUCACUUUUGGAGCAGGAGCCUGUUAAUGAUGCUGACCUGACUCGUAUCUCCACAGAGAUGCUGAAGGGGGAACAAGAAAAUGCCAUGCAAAGUUUGGAUGACAUCGCCAUGCUAUUCUCUGCCCAAGAUAUUGAAGACACAAGCCUUUAUAAGAUGAAAUCACAGGCGUACAUGAGUUACUUGUCUCAUCGCCAUUUAAACUGUGCUGAAUUGUCGUCUCAUUCUAAAGAGGAUGUGGGCCUUAAUCCUGCGCUUAGACACCAAGGGCCAAUGAAGCGUAGGAUGUCACUCAGUGCGCCAAAUUUGGCGAUUCGGCCACGACAAGAAGAAUCACCACCUAAGGAGGUAGAGGGUCUUUUGCAGGCAGACAAAAAAGCUGACAGUGCCAAAGUUGAUAUUGGUCGUGAUGAUGAUGAUGAUGUUAGUGGAAAGAUCUGUUGCUGUAGGCGGUCAAAGGCAGCCACAAAUUUCAUUCUGUGUCGUCUGCUAAGGAUGUCAGAUGUUCGUCACUGCCUGUUUGCAUAUAGUAUAUUCUCCUUUUGUGUCAUUGGAUAUGAAGAAGUCCUUGGCAUUUGGGCCUCAACGGAGAUUAGAUUUGAUGGCUUGGAGUUCAGCACGAAUCAACUUGGUUUGUUAGGCAUGAUGGUGUCUGUGCCAGUGCUCUUUAUACAACUUUUCAUCUUUUCAAAGCUUGAGGCUAGAUUUGGGAUUAAAAAGGGCAUGAUGGUGUAUGUGCCAGUGCUCUUUAUACAACUUUUCAUCUUUUCAAAGCUUGAGGCUAGAUUUGGGAUUAAAAAGUUGGUGCUAGGUUUUUCUUUCAUGCUGGUCAUCACGUCAACAAUGCUUCCUACUCUGCAUCUCAUUUAUGACAAACAUGCGCUAUUGUGGAGUUGCCUGUUCUUCAUUCUGGCUCCGACCAGGGUGGGUGUCAUGUGUGUGUUCACUGGUAUUGGUAUGUUCAUUAACAACUCGGUGACCCCAGCCAUGGCAGGGUCAGUCAAUGGUCUCGGGUUAACUGUUUCAGCUGUUACAAGGACGCUUGCCCCGAUAGUUGGUGGGAGCAUUUAUGCCUGGUCCAUCACUGCACGACUGCGGUAUCCCUUUGACGUCAACUGCGUGUUUGUUUUGUUUGGCCUUUGUUACGCGGUGACUCACAUCAUUGUACUCUUCUUGCCAGAAAGGCUCGACAAACAGCAUAAACGUCACACCAUUGUGGAGGAAGUUCGAUCAAUGCCAUCAUUGCACUCGGAGGAGGGGAAUCCCGACGGAAGUGUGCAGGAUAAAAACGACUGUAGAGAUUCGAAGCAGCGUAAGAACGGACUCGGAGACUCGAAGUAUCGAACUGCUUCAAGGGAGGAGAACGCCAAUGAGAAGGGUACAGAGUGGUGCUUGAAGGAGGGGGAGACUGUGGCUAUUGUUGAGAGAAAUGUGGGUGAAAAGGAUGGGAGGGAAAAAUCGACUGCUUUUUAGGCCCAAGUGGUGCAAGAUACAAAUACCCGGUACAUGUAUGUCUGUAAUGCCAUAAUAUUGAGUCUGUAAAACCUAAAUUGUUGACAUUAAUUAGGUCUUAAAGUCUUAAAUGAUUUCAUGACAAAGCUUGCUGCUAAUUUGAAAGUUAAUUCACCAUUGUUGCUGUAUUUCUACUGUUUUGAUACUUGUGCGUUUCCUUACAUCGAUCGUAGUGAAGAAUCUCAAUUUCUCUAAGUGUGUUAUGAACCGUUUUAUUGCUUGGGAUCUCUCAUGGGUGAAUGAGGCUGGUGAAAUUGAUCUGUAAAACAACUCCUUUUCUCGAUAUAACCCAUAAGACAUGAGUGAAAAUGUUAAGAUGAAUCUCAUACUCCAUCUUGUGUCACAAUUUUAGCACCUUUAUUUUGGACUUUUAUUACUUUUGUUUUUGUUUAUUUGUUCAAUGAAUCGAAUUAUGGUGGUGUUGCUGUAUCCUUUGAGAAUGUACAUAUGUUUGUAUCAAUUUGUCAAUAGCAUUCCGCGACGUUAUUAUUUAUAGCUCACAAGGUCAUUUGAAUAAGAUAUCGAUGACGUUUUAGUCACGUGACAGUCGGACAUCGACGAUUAUUUCUACGCAUUUGAGCUUAUUUCAAAGUCAAUUAUCUUUGACCCUGCAUUGUUUUUAGCAUGAAUGAUACCAUAGAGUCAGAGAGAGAAAUAUUCAGAACAAUUAUGUAGUAUUUCCAACACUCGGACAUGUGCCAGAUUGAAUCUAACUGCCCUAGUUAGAAAGCCUGAAUCCAUUACGAAACCGCAUGUUUGUCCGACAUUGCCUGUAAUUCAGCGAUGGGAAAAUAGAGGGCAGCAGCUGCAGUGACGUCAUCUUCGCGGAAUGCUAUUCAAUGUAUUUAGACCUCAAUGACAUAUUUCAUAUUCUAAAGACUCAUAAUGAGUCAUGUGGGUUUUUAUAACCAUGGUUAUGACCUCGCACGUUGACCAAUCAUUGUCACACACGUAUUGUAACGUUUUUGUGUUCAUCAAACAUUCCAUUAUCAUGUGAUAGGCAAGUUAAUUUGUUACGCAUUGUUAAUUAAAGGUAUGAUUACAGGGUAGUUGUGUAGAGGGUGUUACUGAUAUAUAUUUUAAAGUGUCCACAAGUAAUGGUUGAAUGUUAUGCCUUCCUGGCUAUACUUAUUAUCUGGCCUUCAGGUUCUUCAUGAUCAUGCUCAAGACGUUGCCGCCUUGGCAGUUUUCAUACAAUUUUUCAGUCUGACGUGCAAUUAUUAGGCAUCAUUGAUUGUAUCACAUUGUAAGUAUCCAUUAGUAAAAAAGAUUCAAUCUAUCAGCGUUUGUGUGGUACCUGUAAAAUCUCGAGGCGUCAGCUUUAUAGAUAUUAAUGUAUUGCAUCACUUUGCCUUGAACUAUGACUGUACAAAUUGCCAUGUGACUCUCGAGAACUUAGCUUCUCUGUUUAGGGCCCUUGAAUAUUUGUGUGUGAUGAAUUUGAAAUAUUCUUGCAUUUGGAAUCCAUAUUGAUACUUUGGAUAUCAAUUUGUAGUUUUGGAGAGUUUUACGUACAGCAGUUCAAAAUGCUGGUAGAUAUUAAAUAUUUUUAG